This is a messenger RNA of Eufriesea mexicana, 2872 nucleotides long. It is a transcript of the gene p115, whose product is annotated as general vesicular transport factor p115. The coding region runs from base 371 to 2872 and encodes 833 amino acids. The transcript is spliced from 13 exons. Gene Ontology annotation, cellular component: cytoplasm; Golgi membrane; ER to Golgi transport vesicle membrane. The record is from RefSeq and is a predicted model, not a curated record. Lineage: Eukaryota; Metazoa; Arthropoda; Insecta; Hymenoptera; Apidae. Gene Ontology annotation, biological process: vesicle fusion with Golgi apparatus; transcytosis; endoplasmic reticulum to Golgi vesicle-mediated transport.
AACGUCCGAAACAGACUAUUUCAACUUAAUCGUGUAUUACACCAAAAGCCGAUGUAAAUAUGAAAUGGUACCCAUUACAUGAAGUUAGAUGGGAAAUCAUGUGGUAUGUAAAAAUAUUACUUAAUAUGUAAAACUUCAAGGGUUUUAUCAAUGACAAAAUUUUAUAGACGCUCUAUAUUAAAUUAUUACCUGCUAAAAAUUCUAUUCUAAAAUGUAUCGAUAUUUUCAAGGUUACGUGACGUUGCAGUGAAAGUAAUGUUGCUGACGCCCUCUACCAACCAUCAUUUGUUUCAGUGACUUUAAUUAAACGAAGAAUGUCGACAAUAUUAUAUGACGUGUAGUUUAGAAUUUUUAUGAUAUCAACAGCAAAAUGGAAUAUUUUAAAAGCAGCUUGAAGUCUGUGUUAGGUUCAUCAUCUGUAGAAAACGAGCCAUCGGGUGCUGAUACGGUUGAGCGACUGGUAGACAGGUUACAAUCAUCAACAUUGUUAAGUGACAGACGAGAUGCCUGUCGAGCACUUAAAGCUCUUUCACGCACUUAUCGUGUUGAAGUAGGAGCUCAAGGAAUGGAUGCAUUGAGACAAAUUUUAGAAAUGGAUAGAACCGACUGUGAAAUCAUUGGUUUAGCAUUGGAUACUCUGUGUAAUAUAAUAAAUCCUAAAGCAUUCGACGAAGAAGUCGACAAACAUGGGUCUAAUAAUAAAGUAGGAGAACAAUUCACAGAAAUAUUUAUUAAAAAUGCAGAUAGUGUGGGAUUAGUUUUAGGGCUUUUAGAAGAAUUUGAGUUUAAAGUAAGAUGGCCAGCAUUAAAGUUACUAAUGCAUUUAUCAACUAAUAGACUAAAACAUAUACAAGAAAUAAUUCUAGUUAGUCCUAUGGGUGUUUCGAAAUUAAUGGAUCUUCUUGGUGAUAGUAGAGAAGUUAUACGUAACGAUGUUUUAUUGCUUCUUAUUCAACUGACAAAAGGAAAUGCAAAUAUUCAAAAGAUUGUUGCAUUUGAAAAUGCAUUUGAUCGUAUUUUUGAUGUUAUUACACAAGAGGGCAAUGCAGAAGGUGGUAUUGUUGUAGAAGAUUGUUUAUUACUGAUGUUAAAUCUUCUUAGGGGUAAUAUAAGUAACCAAAAUUUUUUUAAGGAAGGCAGUUAUAUUCAAAAAUUAACACCAAUGUUCCAAAUACCAUCAGAAAAUGAUGACAAUCCUCUAAGUGCAUGGAGUCCACAGAAGGUAUCAAAUGUUCAUUGCAUGGUCCAAGUAAUUCGUGCUUUAGUAGCACCAAGUGGACCUGCUCAGGCAGUAUCAAAUUGUCAAAGAAUUAUGAGAGCUUGUGGUCUUCUACAAGCUUUAUGCAAUAUAUUGAUGGCUAGUGGCGUACCCGCUGAUGUGUUGACUGAGACAAUUAAUACUGUUGCGGAAGUUAUUAGGGGAAAUGCCAGUAACCAAGAAUUUUUAGCUGGAGUAAUGGCACCUAGCAAUCCUCCUAGACCCGCGAUCGUUGUCUUACUUAUGUCUAUGGUGAAUGAAAAGCAACCAUUUCCUUUAAGAUGUUCUGUUCUAUAUUGCUUUCAAUGUUUUUUAUAUAAGAACGAAAUUGGACAAAGUCAGCUUAUUCAGACUUUGUUGCCUCAAGGAAAUGAAAUGCCAUCAUUGACGACAGGACAGUUGUUGUGUGGAGGUUUAUUUUCCUCGGAUUCUUUAUCAAAUUGGUUUUCUGCCGUGGCAUUAUCUUAUGCACUGAUUGAUAAUGACAAACAGAAGAAGCAAAUGUUACGUGUAUUACUUGCAACAAAUAUUGGAAAGCCACCAGUGACCUUGAUGCAACAGUGUGUCAUGCUAUUGCAACAAGGCAAUAAAACACAAUGCAAAUUAGGUCUUCUAAUGUUACUUUGUAGAUGGAUUGCACAUUGUCUAACUGCUGUUAAAUCAUUUUUACUUAUCGAUUCAUCUGUAGCUUAUUUGACAGCUUUACUGUCAUCACAAGAAAAUAAUGAUGAUUUACAAGAAACAUUGCUACAAAGUAUGUGUGCUAUACUUAUUGGAUUAUGUGUACAUUUUAAUGAUGACAGUAUUUCUAAUUAUACGAAGGAAAAAUUAUGUAAUUUAAUUGAAAAUAGAAUAGGAUUAGAAAGAUUUCAAGAUGCUAUUGGUUGUCUUGCUAGACAUGAAGUGUAUUCCAGAACUUUAAAACAUCCUCAACCUUCAGCAAAGCAUCCUUCAGAUCUUUUAUUAGAUCAUGAAUUUUGUAGGCUAUCAAAAACAUUGGAGGGUGUGAUUAUAAAGUCAGUUCUAGAUGGAAGUAGCUUACAUCAUAAAAAUCAGAUUGCAACACCUAUGUUACCAGAUUCCGUUUUAGUAGCACAAUAUAAAGAAGUUAUUCGAGAACAGGAUUGUCAAAUACAGAAACUUAAUCAAUUUUCAGAAUCACUUGUUAAAGAAAAACACGAACUCGAAAUACAAAUACAUGAUCUUCAGUCAACUAUCAGUCAUUUGAAGGAUCAAAAUUUAGUAUUACGGGCAGCACAAACUAAUUUACUAUUUGAAGAAAGCGAAUCCAAUAAUAUUACUGCCAAUGAAGGUUGUACAAAAGAAGCAGAAAAAUAUAAAACUGUUAUUAUAGAAUUAGAAAAUCGUUUAGCAGAAUAUGCUUUAAUGGUGAAUAGUUAUGAAAUUGAUUUAAAGGAAAAAUCUGAAGAACUAGAGAAACUAAAAAAAGACCAAGAAGAUCUUUUAGAACUUUUAACAGAACAAGAUAGUAAAAUUAUACUUUAUAAAGAAAAAUUGAUUGCUUUAGGUGAAAAAAUUGAUACAGAUGAAAGUUCUAUUGAACUCGAUACUGAUGACCAACAAGAAACUAAUUGUGUCGAUCGCAUCGAUUGA